Rotaria sp. Silwood1 is the source of this 483-nucleotide messenger RNA. The record is from the annotation of a GenBank genome assembly. NCBI's taxonomy places the organism in Eukaryota, Metazoa, Rotifera, Eurotatoria, Philodinida, Philodinidae.
AUGUCCUCAAAUAAAAAUCAAAAAUGGUCAGCAAUAUCUUCAUUAUCAAAACUUCUUUCUCAUAUUUCACAUAGUCUUUUACUUCCAUCAAAAAAAUCUUCUCUAACAUUAAAGAAAAAUAACAAGAAAGUUAAACCAAAAGAAACUGUUAUGAAAAAUAUUAAUUUCAUGUCACAAAGUGCUCCUGUAACUCGUCGUCAUCCACCAAAAUUUACUUCAAAUGUUCUUCAUAUUCAAACUUUGAUGAAAGAAAAUCAUUUUAAACAAAUCGUACAUGAAAACCUGUAUGUGAAAAGUGUGAAUGUUGAAGAGGAAGAUGAUGAUGAUUAUUCAAGAUAUUCACUUCGACCAAAUUUAUCUCUUUUUAAUAUAAGUACAGAAAAUCUCAAUUAUAAAUCACAAGAUUUUGAUCGAGAAGAUCUAUCACAACAACAUGAUUGGCUCGACAAUAUAUUUCAUUCAACUACAAUUGAAGAAUACUAA